AUGUUUGAAACUAUAGAAGAUAAUGAAGAGAUUAUUAAAGAAUCAAUUAAUCUUAUUUGGAAGGCAGCUGAUGGAAAAGUUGUCUCUAUCACUUUCAAUAACCCAAUACUGUUAGCAAAAAUUACUUUAGAGAAUGGCAUUAGUACGAUUAUAAAAUUGGAUGUACCUAAAGCAAUUCUGUUAAAUGAAGAUAAUUAUAAAAAGUUAAGAGCUGAAUUAGCAGAAAAAAGUUCUAUUACAAUUGACGAA
Racocetra persica is the source of this 249-nucleotide messenger RNA. The record is from the annotation of a GenBank genome assembly. Lineage: Eukaryota; Fungi; Glomeromycota; Glomeromycetes; Diversisporales; Gigasporaceae.